CGCAGGCCCGCUGCACUGUGGGUAGGCGGCGGCGGCGGCGGCGGCGGCGGCGGCGGCGGCGUCCGCGCCGAGGGGCCGGCGGCGGAGCGGGGCCGCGCGCGCGGCGAACAUGGCUGAGAAGCAGAAGCACGACGGGCGGGUGAAGAUUGGACACUACGUGCUGGGGGACACGCUGGGCGUCGGCACCUUCGGCAAAGUGAAGAUUGGAGAACAUCAACUGACAGGCCAUAAAGUUGCCGUUAAAAUCUUAAAUAGACAGAAGAUUCGCAGCUUAGAUGUGGUUGGAAAAAUUAAAAGAGAAAUUCAAAAUCUAAAGCUCUUUCGCCAUCCUCAUAUCAUCAAACUAUACCAGGUGAUCAGCACGCCAACAGAUUUUUUUAUGGUAAUGGAAUAUGUGUCUGGAGGCGAAUUAUUCGACUACAUCUGCAAACAUGGACGGGUUGAAGAGAUAGAAGCCAGGCGGCUCUUCCAGCAGAUCCUGUCUGCCGUGGAUUACUGCCACAGGCACAUGGUGGUUCACCGAGACCUGAAGCCAGAGAACGUGCUGUUGGACGCACACAUGAAUGCAAAGAUAGCUGAUUUUGGACUGUCUAAUAUGAUGUCAGAUGGUGAAUUUCUACGAACGAGUUGUGGAUCUCCAAAUUAUGCAGCACCCGAAGUCAUCUCAGGCAGAUUGUAUGCCGGCCCUGAAGUUGACAUCUGGAGCUGUGGUGUGAUCUUGUACGCUCUGCUCUGUGGCACCCUCCCAUUUGAUGAUGAGCAUGUACCAACAUUAUUUAAGAAGAUCCGAGGGGGGGUUUUCUACAUCCCAGAAUAUCUCAAUCGUUCCGUGGCCACGCUCCUGAUGCAUAUGCUGCAGGUUGACCCUCUGAAACGAUCAACGAUCAAAGACAUACGAGAACAUGAAUGGUUUAAACAGGAUUUGCCCAGUUAUUUAUUUCCCGAAGACCCCUCCUAUGAUGCUAACGUCAUUGACGAUGAGGCUGUGAGAGAAGUGUGUGAAAAAUUUGAGUGUACAGAAUCAGAAGUGAUGAACAGUUUGUACAGUGGCGACCCUCAGGACCAGCUUGCGGUGGCUUAUCACCUCAUCAUCGACAACCGGAGGAUAAUGAACCAAGCCAGUGAGUUCUACCUCGCCUCCAGUCCCCCGACUGGCUCCUUCAUGGAUGACAGUGCCAUGCACAUUCCCCCGGGCCUGAAGCCUCACCCGGAAAGGAUGCCGCCUCUGAUAGCGGACAGCCCUAAAGCUAAGUGUCCACUGGAUGCGCUGAAUACCACCAAGCCCAAACCAUUAGCGGUGAAGAAAGCCAAGUGGCAUCUUGGGAUCCGAAGUCAGAGCAAACCAUAUGAUAUUAUGGCUGAAGUUUACCGUGCUAUGAAGCAGCUGGAUUUUGAAUGGAAGGUAGUGAAUGCAUACCAUCUUCGCGUAAGAAGAAAAAAUCCAGUGACUGGCAACUAUGUGAAAAUGAGCUUACAACUUUACCUAGUUGACAACAGGAGCUACCUUUUGGACUUUAAAAGUAUUGAUGACGAGGUAGUGGAGCAGAGGUCCGGUUCCUCAACCCCUCAGCGUUCUUGCUCUGCUGCUGGCUUACACAGACCAAGGUCCAGUUUCGAUUCUGCAGCUACAGAGAGCCAUUUGCUCUCGAGCUCUCUCACCGGCUCUCUGACUGGAAGCACCUCGUCAUCAGCUUCAUCUCGCCUGGGCAGUCACACCAUGGAUUUUUUUGAAAUGUGUGCCAGUCUGAUCACUACUUUAGCCCGUUGAUGGUCUGUCCCUGGUUUCUGUCUUCCUCUUGCUGCCCUGUGAAAAUGAGAUAUAUUCUUUGAAUUAUUAUCUUACAUCUGGAUGACGUGUCUGCAGUACUAACUGAGAGACGUGAAUAUUUCCAGGGGACACACAAUGAUGGUGAAAUUACUGAGAACAAGAAAAAUCUGGACAUUUGCUUGUAGAAAUCUGUGAUUCUGUUGUGCCUAUGAUAAAUGCACACAGGCAGUAUUUUUAAUAGGUGAACAUCGGUGAAGAUGGUUAGUUACAAUUGUGAGUUCAAAUGAUUAACACACCUCACUGACAAACCAUCUCAAAGGAAGGGUGGUUUGGCAACACCACCUUUCUUUACUGUUUCGGUAAAUCCAGUUUAUUCCCUAAAUUUUUGUAGGCCUUAAGGUUUGUUUAUGUCCCCAGUUUUCUUGAGCGGAAAGAUUAAAAGUUAAAACAACCAUGAAUAAGAUAUUAUGUAAAUGUUGAAAUCCCAAAAUUCAGAAGCCAAGUUCUUCUAACAGUUCUUUACAAAUACUACCUAGGGUUCAACGGAAGGGCUCUGGUCCUACAACAGUAACCACAGUUUCCAGGUUCCUUAAAAGAAAAUGCUCAUUCUGGAUUUUAUCUUGAGAUUUCCUUGAAUAAUAUAUUUAUCUUAAGAGCCUUCAAGGUUUGACUUAACUUUAGAAUAUCUGGAAUUGCAGUAGUUUUUAUAGACUCUUGCCACUUUAAAAUUUACCUUGAAAGCCUACCUUUCUCAAAUUCUUUUUGAUUCUGUUUGUUUUUGCACUGCACCAAGAGUAAAAUAGACAGUUAAGUGAAGCAAAGCAAGAUGUCCACGGUCCCUUAACAGAGCUCCUCUCUCAUCCUUGACCUUUAUUUCCUCUAUUAGGAGGUCAGAUCCUGCUGUGUCUCAUGGUGGCAGCUCUUCAUUCCCCGCUGCCCCUUCCUGACCUUCUCUAGACUCCGUAAGGUUUAUUACUCCAUCCUCAGUGGCCGAUGGACUUCGGUUUCUGGUUCCCUUUCUUGGUUGCUAGCCAUUCAGUUUGAAAAUACUGUUCUGGCCCUAAGGGCUUUUGUGUUCUUCCAAAGCUUGAUAGGCUAUGACCUUCACUGUUGAACCUGGUAGGGCAGGGAAGCCUUAAAUAUUUAAAAGGGUUCUCUCCUGAAUAAAUAUAUGUAUCGUUUACGUAUAUAUAUAUAUAUAUAUAUAUAUACACACACACACACAUAUAUACGUAUAUAUAUAUAUACGUUCACAUACCAAUGCUUUUAAUUGAAAACCAAACAGAUUUUUUGUUUUGCUUUGUGAAGGUUUUUUUUUAAGAUUAAAAAACCCCACAAACUGUAGAUAGCAGGGUAGAUAGUCACUCAUCGAUGAUACUGUUUUAGUAAAAGUAUUUAAUUUUUAAAUCAUGUGCAAUUUAUCUAAUUGGUAUUUAUUCAUUUGUUAUGUUUAUGCUGUAAUUAAUAAUCUCAUUCAUCUGACUUACCCUAGGAAAUAUUAAGCUCUUGAAAGCAAAAAGUGACAUUACCUUGACAGGUUUCUUUUGCCAAAAAUAAUGUAGUUUCUAACAAGAAGCAAAUUAGAAUGUUAGGCCGGGUUUCUUUAUGUUUGUGACAGACAAGCGUGUCUAUCCGUAAAUAGUUUUUGAGUCAGGAGCAUACAUUGUGUCACAUCAUAUUGUUUUGUAGACCUUUUUAAAAAAUGGUGUUAAGUAACUUAAAGGUAUUCUUAAUAUCAAAACGAAAGGAAUCCUUGUUCACCAAUUUUGGAAAAGGGUGGGCUUGCAGUUUGAGAUGGUUUGAGGUUUAAUCUUUGAAAGACUGCCAUCUGCUGGCACCAAAGGGUAAUACUUCUCCUGAUCUUUGGACAGGGAUGAGCAGUCCUGCAGUGUCCCUCUGAUAACACGGAGUUUUGGCUUCUCCAAAUGUGUACAUACCUCUUUUGGGAAAAACAGGGACACCUAUUAAUAUUUGCCUGAUUGUGAAUGGGAUGAUUUUAUAAAUAAGAAACUAAUCAGAUCCCUUAUCCCUAGUGACAAAAUCUGUAACAAUUUUGUAAACAAAUCUGUAUCGCGGAAGUGGCAGAGAAAUAGCGGAAACUAAUCUAGUGGCAUUUUAACUUCAUUGGUCUAAUCAAUCAGAUAUUAGACACCUGUUCACAUCAGUGGUACAUGGAUAAUGAUUGUGUUUUUUUUAUUGUUAUUAAAUCGUAGCUGUGUACAUGAAUGGGAUCGUGGGGCACCAGGCACUGGUUUUAUAUACAAUUUGAAAUAUUUUCAUCACACUGGUUAACAUAGUCUCUGGCAUUUUCGUAGUUACUGUGUUAAGACAUUUAUAUUCUGCAUUUAGUAAGUUUCACAUGUACGUAAGAUGCACCGCAGGUGUGGUCAUGAUCAUGGUUUUUGAGUUGAUUUAUUUACUGUUUUCUCAUUCUUGCCAGUGUUUGUAAACAUCCACAUUUGACAGCUGCCUGUUGGAUUUUAGGAGAACCAACAAUCACAGUACACACAGGUAUUCUGUGAAUUUUAGAGAGUAGGUAGUACAUUGGUUUGUAGAAAAAAAGAUACCAGGAGACUCAGUCUGGCAUCAUGCAGGGCUCAGGAACCUUCUGAUUUCAAGAUUGUUCUUUUUUAAGCACCAAGGGACACAAGAAAAGUUUCACUGGUUCUCUGUUCCACCCUUUAUAAUAAAAGUUGGUUGUAGGUUCCCCACAUAGGAUUGGGUACAGAACGGGAAGGAACCAGUUGCUAGUGCAGAGUUCCCACAUUUCAGUCUGAACUGUAGUUGUGGUAGGUAGAUCUGGCCAAGAACAGCUUCUUUCAGUUAAUAUUUUGGAGGAGAUUGUCUGUUGUUAGGUUAUAGACAAGGCCUCAGCUAUAUCAUGGAAGUGGACUCCAUAUGGUUCUAGCAUAGCAUUUCCCCAAGUAGAUCCUUUGAUACACUCUACAGAACAAGAAAGAAUCCGUGGAGUAAAUUUGAAUAAUAUUAUAUGUUAUUCUCCCCUUCAUGAGUUAAUGGUGGAUAUGAGCAUUAAAGACUGACACAUCCUUCCUUGAAAAAAGAAAAUCAUUUCAACUUUAACCCUGCUUUGCCCAAAUUACUUUGCCAUUUUUAAACAUCUGAUGACAAGAAGCAAAUUUGAAAAUACUUCUGUAUGAAAAUUAUGUCCCAGGUUACCAUAAUUAGGGUGGUUAAGAAUAAAGUUAGAGUAACACUUCCUUUUUCCCUUAUUUGUUGGGAGAGAAUCUGGCCCCAAAUCCGAAUCAUUUCAUUUUAAAACCAUUUCAUUUUAACUUCCAGACAUGGUUACCUUGAGUGAAUGCUGGGUUAAACAGAAUUUUUUAUGUCUGCAAUUUGUUUUAUAGCACCUUGCUUUUCUUAAUCAGGUUACAAUAUUGUUUGGGUGCAACCUUUAUUCUUUUUGGUAUUGAGUGACUGAACAACCUUAAAUAAUAUGAUUACUUGAAAAAAAAAAAAGAUUAAGAGACUCAUGACUCAUACUUACGGCUCUGUGGGUGGUCAGUCUGUGUACAGAUUCUUACUUUCAAAAUGUGUAGCAAGUAAGCAUUUACUUUUUUAUAGGAUACUGUAUUUAGAUCUAAUCCCUGUUUGUGGGAACAGACACCUUCUUAAAUUGAUAUGCAGGGAAGGAAGCAGGCAAACUGUUCACAAGUUGGGUUUUUGAUUUCAUCAACAAACCUUUUAUGAGACAAUUUUGUAAUUUCAAGUGUUUAUAUUCCUUGAUAUUAGCCAUCUAUGAAGAGCAUCCCAGGAGCCUAAGUUAAUCAGAGAUAACAGGUAUUUCUUUGUCAGGGAAUGCCUAUAUGUAGCAGACAGUUCUCCACUUUCUGCAAAUAGGGUUUCCAGAACACUUAUAUAAUUCUGUGCUAGCUUUUUCUUAUUCCCUAGCCAGUUUGUACUCAGGGAAUACAGAUUGAUUUUUAGAAUAAAAUGAGAGGUAAUUUAGUAAAUAAUCAGUAACCAUUAACAUUACAGAUUUUUUUUGACUGUUUGGAUUUAUCCAUAGCAUCUAUUAAUGUGAAGUAUACUGAGUUAACACCUUCCAUAUAUACAGUGUAAAAGCGUGGAACAGAACCUCCCGCAGACACCACGUAGUUAGUUGUCUAUACACUGGUUAAUGAUUUCCUGUUAAUUGUUGUAAAAUCUCAAUAUCUAAAUGCUAGACAUAUUCACAGUUUUGUCUGCUUUUGUUUGUUUUUAAAGACCCAAACCUUUUCAGUCUGGCAUUUCUUUACUUGGUCCUCCUGUUUCCCUGUGGGUUUUUAUUUUUUAUUUUUAUUUUUUACCCUGUGGGUUUUUAAAUAGGGAAUGUAAUUUAUUUUAAUUUCAGAUGAGGUAUAUGUGCAAUCUGUUGAUAAGUGACAUCCUAUAUUAGGCCUCGUUUUUGUAACCCAUAAAAUGGGAGAGAGAGACUAAAAGCCCUCUGUGGUACCUUCGAGCUUUAAAGUUCUGCCUUUUCACAUGAUUUGUGUUAGUGUACACUUUUUAUAUAUUUAGAGUUUUUAUACUAGUAUGAAUGUUCUUUUUUGGUUUCGUGAGGCAUUUCAAAGGCAUAUACUUGAAUAUUUUUCUAAAUCCAAUUACCAGAGGAAUACAAAUGGCAGAAAUCAUCCAGAAAACCAAACGCGGUAAAACGUUAUAUCCAUUUGGCAUAAAGCAGAACGCUACUAAUUGGAAGUAAUGGAAAUGUUCUAGACGUCUUCAGAGUGACUUUUAGAUCCAGAGACCCUCCCUAUCUGUCAGCUUACACUAGCCUCGUGGGGUAACCAGGAAAAGUAUUUUUACCGUGUUCCAGAUGAGGAAAGCUCUUCGUAAGCUUUCACGCCAUCUCAAUAUUCAGCUCUUUAGCGUACACCACCUUUCCUCUGGGGAGGAACAGUCUGAGUUAAUGAAAUGUGAGUAGCGAGUAAUAAAAAUAAACCGAUAUAUUGCUUUCAAGUCUUAGAGUGACAUAAAGUAGUCUUAACUAAAUAUUUCUUAGCUUAAUUAUUUGAACAGUUGAUUGUACUAACUGGAUGUAAUUGUCUGAAUUAUUUAUGAUUAGCGUAUUCAUUUUCAUAAGUAUUUCAAGUUAAUGAGGGUGCUUAAAAAAUACUGAAGAAACUUUAGGGCAUGAUUCUAAUAAUGGGAUUAUUGAAGCACAAUCUUUUUUUAAAAAAGGAAAACUAGACCCCAUCCCUAUCAAAAUUAUUAUAGUUUUUGACAAUUAUCUGAAUUAAGCCUAUAUAAGAUUCCUAUACAGAUGGAUAAUUUUUCAUUUUGUAUGUAUAUUAGAGGAUAUGACACUAUUUUCAUAGAGUAUAUUUCUAUUCACAGACUACCUAAUAAUUACUGGCUCGUGAUCCCCCCCAAACCAUUCAAAACUUUGAAAUGUGACUUAGGUUUGGUGAGCUUUAAGAAUUGCACAGACCUUACUUAGAAGAGUUUCUGGCGUCUGUAUUUACUUUUCCCACAUCUAAUUAUGAUGCUUUUGACGCCACUGAACAAACAGUAGCCUAGAGAACAGUGCCCACAGUCUAGACUGGAUUGGAUUUUAAUUAAAUUUCUUCAGCCAUAGCUUGACAAGCGUCGGGCUGGGUCUAGAAGCAUCAUCAGAGUGUGGGCCUGUAUUAAUGGCUGUGCUAACGUCUGUCCUCAUAUGGCAAUGCCAGUUUUGCAGCCUUGACUGUGCAUGUGACUUUUGGUAACUAUAGUUUUUAUCUAAAGCAAUUUGGACUUUGAGGAGGUAGCUCAUGAUUAUGUGGACAAGCAGGGUAGGUAAAUUUCAAUUAAAUUUGAAGUGUAAUUAAGGAGAUCUUAGAGUGGAACGUUCUUUCCAGGAAAAAGAAUUAUUUAUAAAAUACCGUAUUUAUAAACUAUGACGGCCUUAUUUGUUUCUGCCUAUUUUUAAGUUCCUUUGGCCAGCCUCCCAGUACCAUUGUCCGAAGUUCUUUGCUGGAUGCAUCUUUCUAUUUCAACCUGUUUCAGUUGUUAAGUCACCUUGGUAAACGUUCAGCUGCCUUAUAUGCUUUUAAAAUGAAUGCUGUGAGUAGCAAUCCUUACAUUUAACCCUUUAAAAACUCUGUAAAGGAAAGCUGAAAUGAGAGGGAAGAACAGAAUUUAACCUAGAACCUGAACAGCAGCAGCAAGUCGUAUGACCUCAUUUAAUUUUCUCAUGUACACAAUGUAGAUAAUAUCCUACCUCACAGAUGUGUGUGAGAAACUGUUGGAAGGCCCUGGCUGAAAAACAGGGUUUAUAUCCCCAUGUUUCACGUAAACUCCUUCAUUUUUUUAAUUGGUGAUGAUCUUUGAUAAUACUGAUAGGAACGAGUAUCUUGAUUUUUACGUAAGGUUUAUGUGCUAAGAACCCAGUAGUUAAAAUGUUUAAGACCUCAGUUUCGUAAGUUAUGGUGUUCUUGUUUUAAGCAACAUUUUAAAUUUCUUGAAAAUAAUAAAUAUUCAAAUAUCAAGCUAUAUUCAGAACCUCUUAAAAUGUUGGCUGAAGCUGCCUUAAUGUACCAAAAUGCUUCUUUCUCUCUAGACUAUUCACAGAUGUCUAUGAUUGUACAACAGUGUUUUGAAUGUUUAAUGUAAAGUUGUGUUAGAACUGUGAGCUCUUAGAAUCUUGGUACUGUUUGAGGAAAAAUGGUUGUGUUCUUUAUCAUGUAUGCUUAACUAAUAUAUUGUGGACUUCCUGUGCAACAAGUAAAACUGAACGCUGACAGCUGUUGGGAUAUGUUCACGACGGUCGUAAGAUAUAAUGUAGGAUCCAUCAGAUUGGAAUUACUCAGUUUUUUCAAGACUGUCCCAUUUUCAUUCUUAGCCCAUCUUUGAAAAAGAAAAAAAACUCUUAAGAUUGAUACGUUAGCCCAUUGGAGCAUUUUAUUAGAUGUCUAUUUAAAAAUUUUUAAACUUGAAAUUGGGACCAUUUUUUAUAAUUGGUUUCAGUUAAAAAAAACAAAAACAAAAAAGGACUUCCAGGACUUAACCGCAGAUUUAAAUUUCAGUUUUGUUUGUUAUGUAUUUUUUAUGAGCGCUCCAUGAGCAGUAGGAAGGGUCCGUCUCAGCAGCCGUGUGGAGCUGAUGUCUUCUUGGGUCACGCGGCAUUUCUGAUUACAGGUUCUCCCUGAUCAUCCCGAUCCAUGUGUGCACUGUAUGAAACUCAAAGGCAACACACACAGGCGAGAAGAGCAGUCUGAUUGCUUGUAAGCAUUUUCCACAGAAUCACAUUAAAGUCUCUGGUUAAUUUGAAAACCA
Molecule: messenger RNA, 9025 nt
Organism: Nycticebus coucang (slow loris)
Lineage: Eukaryota; Metazoa; Chordata; Mammalia; Primates; Lorisidae
Gene: PRKAA2
Product: protein kinase AMP-activated catalytic subunit alpha 2
Exons: 9
Coding region: 110-1768 (552 amino acids)
Biological process (GO): protein phosphorylation; intracellular signal transduction
Cellular component (GO): cytoplasm
Molecular function (GO): AMP-activated protein kinase activity; ATP binding
Source: RefSeq, a predicted model, not a curated record